AUGACGCAUUCUGUGUGAGUUUUUGCUUUUCCUCAGUUCAAAACAGUAGAUGCGCAAAUAUUAUAGGGGCACCGCACAGAAAUGGCGCUCUGUUGAGAAACUCUUUUUGCAGUGCAAAUUGAGCGACCUCGGGGUCGAGUUUGAAAAGUUAGGCCACGUUUUCAGUGGAAAAUUACUUCGCGGCCUAGAAAUUCUGCCAGAUUGCGAACAGCGCGCCCUUUCUGUCCGGUGCCCCUAUAAUAAAUACGGAGGUAUUCGAAAGAAAAAGCAAUGCCGUUUACUUCUCGUUUCUCACGUUUUCACAGGAAAGUGCACACGAUUGAUCUAGAAAGAAAAAGAGAAAUUCCAUGUGGUCAGUUUCACGGAUAGAGAGAGUGAGAGCCUAACAAUAGUUUGUGUAAGCAAUCGAAUCGCACUAUUGUAAAGGACAAAUUGAACAUUGAGAGAGUGAGAGAGUUAUUGAAGUUUUUAAACAAGCUUCUAGCUAGCUUUUUGUCGAUUCUUGCAAAAUCUCAACAUAAUCUCAACAUAAUCUCAACAGCCUUACAAGCAAUACCUGUGAAAAAUAGAAGAAACAGAAGUGGCGGCUUUGUUAUUCCGAGGAGAAGGCCGUCAAUCGCGUGCUACCUGUAGAAAAACGGACUUCUCGGACGGCUUGCUUCCAUUCAUUUGGCUGCUGGUAAUGGAAUUGGAAGGGGCGGCUCAAUUCGGUUCAGAGUGGAGAAUAAAGAAAACAGAAAGAAUCUAGCGUAGUCGAAUUAAAUAGAAGGCGUGCUCAGAUGGAGCAUCUCGAUUGGCGAGACGCAGAGGUAAGCACACGUCUAUUGAUUCUGGCGGCGUUAGCCUUGAAGCCACCCCCGCCCCUUCUCUCUUACACGCCCCUCUUGGUUCCCUUCUCAAAUAUCCCCUCAUUCUCCCCAAUCCAAACUGGACCGAAUUAUCCCUCCUAACAAUUCCGAAAUGAACGAGCCCGACGAAGAAUCACCGUCGCGAAUCGCGCGGUCCCGAUCUUGCGAACCUCCCGGAUCAACCGGACGUAGUCGUGAAUCGCGCGGUUCCUUGUGGAUGUCCAUGGGAGUUCAUGUCGAAAGUUCCAGAAGACGUCGAAUGUCGAAGGCGCGUCGCGAGUCGCAGAGCAUCGAGCUCUCCUCCCUCGGUGAGUCUUUCUUCACAACUAUCGGUGGAUUCGGCAGAAGUGGUUCAUUUCCCUACGUCCCGUCGGGUUAACUAGACGAACGAUGUAUGGCUUUUCGUGUUUGAAAUAGCGUUCGGGAAAGUGUUUUCCUCUGCGUUGAUGGAUGAUCUGGUGAAAUAGGGAAAGCAAAUUAAGGAGACAGAAGAUGCCAUCCGAAUGACGUGAUGACAGAUGAUCGCGUUGCUCUUUUCGAAAAAGAGCACAUAGAGAUUAGAGAAUUGGCGGGAAAUUCCCUACGUUAUUAUCUAGUUGAUUGCUUUUCAAACGCAAACACUAGUUCGCUUUUUCGUCACCUAGGCAACACCAUUUUGGUGGUUUGGUCUUGAAGCUCGAAGGGGGGAUUUCUGGUCGGGCGAGCUCUCUUCGCCUGAACGCUAACCGUGGCCAGCUGAAGAGGUAUACAUAGUAGUCGGAGAAUUGUUUAUGUUCACACGGAAGCCUUCGUUAGAUAGCCAAUUGCAGCAAAGAAGUAAUGCUUUCAAGGUCCGCAAUUAUCUAUUCCAUUGAAUCCUUUUCAUCGCUCCGAAAUGCACUCGUUUUCCGUCUUCCACUCGGUUAACUCAUCUCUCGCGACAAGACGCCGAAGAGCUGGGAGAAGAAAGAGCACGUGAAAUUCAGGCGAUUCAAAACUUCCAGUUCCAAUGCUCAAUGCUCAAUCGAAGAGACGGAGACAUGAAGAGCAGCGGGUUGCUCAUCGGCUUCGUCGUCGUCGUCUUCCUCUCCUUCCUCUUCUUUUUCUUCUUCCCUUCGAGCGGAUGAGCCCCGGAUAGGCGGGUGCACGGCGUACACAACAGCGUGUGCUCCGGGGGCCUCCACGACGCGCGCACACGCAGAAAGCACAAAAAGCAUUCGCGUAGUAGGUAGCCGGCUCCGAUGCUGCGGACUCUCCCAAUUACACGCUGUCUGACUCGGAGAGCCUAUGCCACUGAUGAGAGAAAAGGGUCCAGAAGUUGGGCGAGGAGAGCAGGGACUACUGAAGACGAGGCACAAGACGAUUGGCACGCGCCGCGCAUUUUCUUCGUCCACAACAACUGUUCAGCGCUUCUUGUGCCGGAAACAUUGAAGAUGUGGGAAGAAGCGCUAAACUAAAAAAGUAAUUAGGUAGAAAAACAAGGAAAAUAAUAAGGGGAUGUGGAGGUACGAAAAACAUACUGGGAAAAGUCAUAAAAGAGUCAUUGUCAGAUGUGGCAUCUGAUUAUCGAUUAAGAAAGUGCGGAAUUACUCUAACAUUGACUAGAAUGGAGCUUCAUUACGCUUUCAUGAAAUGCCCACAAUGAGGUCAUAAAACCGCUCAGAACUACUUCCAAAGUUUGACGUACACACUUCUGCUCCGGAAAAAAACUGGUGACGGUGAAGAACCACGCCACAUAUUUUAGUUGUCGGGACUGUUCUUUACUAUAAUACGCUUAGCUGUCAUCUCGGGCUCUUCAGUCCGAAAUUGGCAUCGAGAAUGCCAAAAAUGGUAUUGGCCGCCUUCAUCCACCAUCAAUCAACAAAAUUUGCAAUCGUAAUCGGUCUUGAAAGAAGCGAUAAGCGGCGGGUGUGUUAAUACUUCGCACUCGGUUCUUUCCGAGUGUGGUCGUACGUAUCACACCUUCAUACUACUUUCUACUACGAUUCUAUGCUCGUCAGUCGUCGAAAAUGCAAAACUGCGCAAGUUGUGAACACAUCACUCGCCUUAGCAAGAGAAAUGAGGACCACUUCUGUAAAAGCCAUCUAAAAUUGGGCGAUAGUAAUCUUAAUUCGAACAUUUUCAGCUCCGGGCACAAGGGUGAUGUUCCUGCUGAAAGAAAAGGAGAACACUCCAGCUCUGUUCACCGAAAUGGGAGAAUUAAACAACGACGAAUGGAGAGAAACAGCCAGAUGGGUCAAGUUCGAAGAAGACGUUGAGCAGGGCGGAAACAGAUGGUCGAAGCCGCACGUCGCCACGCUUUCGCUUCAUUCUCUUUUCCAGCUCAGAAGCUGUAUUAUGAACGGACUGUUCUUGAAUGAUCUGGCCGAAAGUGACAUUCCAUCCAUUUUCAGUGAGUUUUUGACUUUUUCAUUUCGGUUUAAUCUGCCUUACUUUCAGAUGCCGUCAUCGAGAACCUCGUCAGAAGUGGUGACCUGGAGGCAGAGAAUCGCGAAGAACUCCGCGAAAUUCUUCUCCGCAAACACGUCCACCAGUACGAGCAGGUAGGCGACCGGUUCCCACGUGGAAUGCCCCUUACCGCUUCUACUACAUUCCUUCCUUGUAACAACUCAACAGUAGAGUGAUUUGUUCCGCUUUGUAGCCGCCCUUCUGGGCCAUCUCUCGCUGGUUUGACGACUUAGUGGCGGCCGCCUCGAGCCCAUCCACGUCGCGCACCUCAAGCCUUUCAAGUCACUCUCUGUCGCCGCAGGUCUUUCCCUUCGUGUGCCUGAUGUGAUCUUUGCCAUAACCAACCAACCAACUCUUCUGUUUUACCAAUCUCACUCCAUUGUUUUUUCGAGCGAUAAGGUGAAAGACGGCCAUAAGCGGCAUUUCUUGAUGUUGCCAAUCUUUUAUCAGCACGUUGUGAUAGCGAAUUGGAAUCUGAAAUGGGAGCAGAGAGCGUAAAAAUGUGCGAAAGCCCUACAAAUAGCCUAGUGAUCAAGCUCAAAAAGCAGGAUUCAAAAUUCCAAUUAUUUUGUUCCGCUUGCCAGUGGGACGUGCUCUCUCGAGAUCCCUCUGCAAAAUUGCCGCGUGCUAUUUGCUCUUUGCUCUUAGUUUCCUUGCGUGCAAACGUGCCACAAUGAUCGUAAUCUAAAAGAAGGCUGCUGAUCAUGGCGGCGCCAGCUGAUGCUCCCUUAUCAGCCUGCUCCUCUGUUCCGAGAAGUCAUGACGUGAAGCGAUCGAAAAACCAUUGUCCGCGGAGCACGCAAGUAUCUCUCCUCUAUUUACCCUUUCACAAAAUUUUGUAAUGGUUGGAGAAAAAAUGAAGGGCGAGACAAGACCGAUUGUUUGAUUUCUGCGUUUUUUUGUUAUUGAUAAUGAUGAAUGAUUUUGCAAUGUCCGCAAGAAACGAGAGAAAGAGAGAGAUUUAUCCUUUUCAGGCCAAGAAAAACGGAGCCGGCGGAGAAAAAAGUGGAUUUCUCAGCACUGUCCGCUCGAUUUCCGACAUUGGAAAAUCAUUUUCCCAUGGAAAGAAUCUGGGUAAAAUCGAGGAGAAACCAGAAGGACCGGUCGGAACUCAGACUUCCGGGGCGCCAGCUGGUUCCGCCAAUCAGCUCACACUUCCGACGGUCAGUUAGAACUUUAGAUGUGCGUUAUCUUCUAACAUUUCAGGUGGAAUCAGUUCCGAAAGACAUCUCCAGCGACGAAGCCUCCAAGGGGAACCUUCAUUUCCUGAAGAAGCUCCCAUCUGGAGUAGAAGCCAGCAACGUGCUCAUAGGAGAAGUUGACUUCCUUACUCGCCACAUUUGCUGCUUCAUCCGUCUGAAGAACGCGAACCAGCUGGGCGAUCUGACUGAAGUUCCAGUCCCUACCAGAUUCAUUUUCCUGCUCCUCGGCCCAACUGGACAUGGUCAGCAGUACAGAGAGAUCGGAAGAGCCAUCGCCACCCUGAUGGCCGAUGAAAUCUUCCACGACGUCGCCUACGGAGCCCGUGAUGUUGAUGAUCUUCUCGAUGGAAUCGACGAAUUCUUGGAUCAAGUGACAGUUUUGCCACCCGGUGAAUGGGACCCGAACAUUCGUAUCGAACCACCGACGAAGCUGCCGUCCCAAGAGAAAAGAAAGCAGAUUGGAAAGGAGCUGCUCGUGGAGCCCUCCACUCAUAAGAGUGUCAAAAAGGUGAUCGAAGAGGAAGACGAGCAUUCGCACGGCAACGAUCCGGCACUGAAAAGAACCGGAAAGAUGUUCGGAGGACUCAUUCUGGACAUCAAAAGAAAGGCUCCCCACUUCGUUUCCGAUUUCACCGACGCGUUCAACAUCCAGUGCCUCGCCUCCAUCUGCUUCAUGUACUUCGGAUUGCUCGCACCGAUCGUCACCUUCGGAGGACUGCUCGAGGAAGCGACUCAUCAGAGAAUGGCGGCCAUGGAGAACCUUUUCGGAGGAGCUCUCUGCGGAGUCAUCUACCACUUCUUCGCCGGACAGCCACUUACAAUCGUCGGAUCCACUGGUCCCGUGCUUGUUUUCGAGACCAUUGUCUUCGACUUCUGCCAUCGUUUCAAGAUUAACUAUCUGAGUUUCCGUGUCUGGGUUCACAUCUGGACUGCCUUCAUUAUAUUCGUAAUGGUCGUCACCGACGCGUCCUCGCUCGUCUCGUUCAUCACCCGUUUCACCGAGGAAUCUUUCGCCACUCUCAUCGCUGUCAUCUUCAUUUACGAGGCCAUCAUGAAGUUGGUGAAGAUCAAGGGACAACUCGACAUGAUCAAUUACUCGCGCGAUUUCGUCGAAGGAGGCUUCUGCGCGUGCGUGCCGCCCGUCGGAAAGCGUGAGUUCUCUCUGUUCUUCCUCAUUAAACAGUUUUUAUUUUCAGCAAGUGUUUCUCCGGACCAUGCCCGUCUUGUCAUCAAGAGCUCCGGACUUCCGAUCGCUUUCAACGACACCUUCAUCGAUUAUUCGGCCGCCAACCUCUCCGACUGUCGUUCGAUCGGAGGCUCUUUCGACGGAACAACCUGCUUCCCGCUCUACGACAAGCUGCUCAUGUCGAUCCUUCUGACCGUGGGAACCUUCUUCCUUGCCACCACCCUCAAGAAGAUGCGUAACUCGUGUUACUUCCCGUCUCGCGUUCGUCAGCUUCUCUCCGAUUUCGCCGUUAUGAUCGCCAUUUUCUCCAUGACAUUGGUCGAUAUCACCGUUGGAGUGAACACCCCGAAACUCAAUGUCCCGAGCACGUUCAGAGUAAGAAUCCCUCCUAGCCAUUCAUUCAAUCAUUUUUCCAUUUCAGCCAACCUGGGAAGGACGUGGAUGGUUCAUUCCGCCGUUCGCUGAAAAUGAAUGGUGGACCGCCCCACUCGCCCUGAUCCCCGCCCUUCUCGCCUGCAUUCUGAUCUUUAUGGACCAGCAGAUCACCACUGUCAUCGUGAAUCGCAAAGAGAACAAACUGAAAAAAGGCUGCGGAUACCAUCUGGACCUUCUCGUUCUCUCCGUCUCUAUCCUGAUGGUCGGCUUCCUCGGCCUUCCGAUCUACGUCGCCGCCACCGUCCUUUCCAUCAAUCACAUCAAUUCUCUGAAAGUGGAAUCCGAGUGCAAAGCACCGGGAGAAGUGGCGCAGUUCGUGGGAGUCCGUGAGCAACGUGUCACCGGUAUCGUCACCUUCCUCAUCAUCGGUCUCUCCGUCCUCGCCACGAACGUCCUCGGCCGCAUUCCGAUGCCCGUCCUUUACGGAGUCUUCCUCUACAUGGGCAUUUCCGCUCUCGGCGGCAUCCAGCUCUACGAAAGAACUCUUCUUCUGUUCAUGCCGAUGAAAUAUCAACCGGACACCAUCUACAUUCGCCACGUUCCAAUCAAAAAGAUUCACCUUUUCACUGCCUUCCAGAUCGGAUGUUUGGCCCUUCUCUGGGUCAUCAAAUCCAUCAAGUCCACCUCGAUUUUAUUCCCAAUUAUGGUAAGACUCGUCUUUUGACGAGAAGAUUUUUCAUCGGGUGUUCUAUUUCAGUUGGUUGUGAUGGUUGCCAUCAGAAAGGGAAUGGAAAAGGCGUUCACCACCACCGAUCUUAAGUAUCUCGAUGAUCCGAUGCCGGAUUUCCAUCUCAGAAAGAAGGAAGACGCGAAGAGAAGACAGAGCGAGGUAACGAACUGAAUCGAUCUUCGAUGUCAUCAAUUCUUCUAUUUACAGGGUGAAGCAGUGGAAAUCGAAUUUGACAAUGAGAAUCAGGCGACGAUCCACGCCGUCAAGACGGAAGCUCAUCUCCACAUUCCGAUGGCUUCGGGAAAUGUUAUCAAGAUUCCGUUGGCCGCAAUUCAGGAGCCGUCGCAUUCAAUUAAUUUAACGAAGGAACUGAACAACAGCGGCAUGUGGAAGCACAUUUCGUCGGCCGAUUCGAAGAAUUCGCUCGUCAGAGAUGUGCCCGGUUCAGAUCCGUCGACGAGUCGAGAUGCUCCGAUAGAGCAGCCGGAAGAUGACGACGAUCCGAUCAUGAUCAAGGUGAGUGCACGUCUUUUCCGAUCCUUCAGAACCUCUAGUUCCCUUGCAGGUAAUCCGCCCGUCUCCACACAACUCGACUUCCAAUCUGACGGAGAACACUCCGCUUCUGAAGGAAGAUCCGAAGGAUUCAUCGUCGCCGUCGGAGCCGAAGGUCUAG
This is a messenger RNA of Caenorhabditis sp. 36 PRJEB53466, 7441 nucleotides long. The record is from the annotation of a GenBank genome assembly. Lineage: Eukaryota; Metazoa; Nematoda; Chromadorea; Rhabditida; Rhabditidae.